AUGGCGUCCCCCUCUUUUCUCCCUUCUUUGGCAUCGAUACUUUAUCCCGGCUCUUCCUCCUUCGAUGAAUGUGCUCGAGAUGACCUACGUUACACCUACGGGGUUGAAGAUGAUGUGCAAGUGAUCAUCCCUACUGGAAUACAUCAAUUCUUCAAUCCCCCUUGUGCGAACUAUCCUGGUCCGCCCACUUAUUCCAUUGCUUCUUCACCCUCCGGCGCCAAGAAGAAGGCACAUUUCGAUUUCAACCCCGUCUCCAAACUACUUUUUUAUCAUCCCUACCGCCUUCUUACCCCGAGCUGGAGGGACCAAUUUUUCUUCAUUGCCUUUCCCCGCGACGUGGAGUGGCCCUUGCGAUGGCAACAAUUACUUCCUUCCUCUCCCGAACUGGGAGAAUUUCAUCUUGACUCUUCUUACUUGGAAGCUUCGUCUCGCCUAGCCGGCUGGCGCAUAAAUUUAAUGCGUCUACUAUCUGAGGAAUUGUUAUCCUAUUUUCGCCUGAGCAAUCUGACCCAGGAGACGCCUCGCUCCUUGGCUGAAGUCUUAACCCACGUUUCGGAGGUUCAUCCCCUUCCUUUAAGUGACAUGGAGAUAAUGAGGCGAGGCCGAGUUUUCCUGCAGAGAAGAGCACUCCCCCACUCGUCUUCAACUUCAAUCGGUGGAGCUUUCUCGGCCAAUCCUCCGCCCAGACUUGCUCGACGAGGGUCUCCUGCUGCCCGACCUACUCUAUUGGCUCAUCCUACUCGCCCUCGGACUACUCGUCCCCCUCGACCGGCCACUCCCGCUCGCCUCCGGGCUGCUCGUCCACCUCGACCGGCCACUCCCACUCGCCCCGAGGCUCCCACUCGCCCCCGGGCCCCACGUACGGCCCAGCCUACUCCCCCAACACCACUACUCUCGGUUAGUCCUCCUCGAGCCACUUAUAUCCUCGGUCGGGGCCUUGGUGAAAGGCUUAUGGGCCUUGGCGGAAGAACAGGCAACGUCCCCCUUGCCAGUCCUUCUUUCAGAGAGGCUUCUCAAGCGGCUUGCAGGGCUCGUGCCACAAAUGAACACCUGAGCCAAAAUGCUCCAACUCCCUCUAGACGCAGGGCUCGGUCGUCCUCUGAUGAUUCUAAUUCUGACGAUCAGCCACUAUCUCAGAGACGUCGGCGCCAAGCCCCUCGCCCGAUGCCCGACUCCGGCCCAUCAUCUAUCCCUUCUCCUCCUCCAAAUGCAGCUGUCUCCCCUCCAUCCCCUCAUGUGACUCCACCUCCAAUCCCGAGCCAUGUAACUGAUCCUCCUACUUCAUCCAAUAAUCAGGCCGAGCCCCCAUUGGCUCAUCCUUCCACCUCACAGCACGCUCAGGACGAUGAAGCUGGCCCCUCAGAACGACCUUAUACACUCCAACACGACCUUCAACUAUCCCGCCUGCAGUAUCUCCUCAGGAGCCUUCUUCAGCUCCUUCGGGUGCAACCACCGAGCCUUCAGCUCCUCCGGGCUUAUCUGCGGGUCCCUCAGGACCUCCUCCGCUUUUUUAUCAUAAUUAUUGUACUACCCUCCCUUCUGAGGAGCAAUUAUGGUCUCAAACAGAUGUUCCCACCAGCUCCCCAAGAUAAAAGGUCGUCUGGCCACUUUAUGGGAAGAAAGCCUGCAACAUAUGAAUUCCUUGCCUUCCCCGGCUCAGAUGGACCAAUUCGUAGAGCUGUAUAUCAAGAUACUUUCUGCAUGUUCCAGGCUUGUGCAGAAUCUCUGAUAGUGAAUCAUUUCUUCCAUGCUACUCAUUAUCAGAAUAAGAUGUUGCGCGACCAGGUUGCUAAACUGGAAUUGCAACUGAAUGAUCCCGUCCAGGCCAGCCAUGCUUUGAGGGUCGAAAUAAAAGAUUUAACCAAAAAGAAGAAUAGUCUGGAAUUAUCCCUAGCCCUAACCAACCAUGAACUCAGAGAUCUCCAGGAAAAGCAAAGUCAGGCUGAUAAUCUACACCAACAGAUUAUGAAUCAGCAGGCUAUAGAACAUCAAAGAGUUAUGGACCAGUUGGCUCAAAAGUUGCGUGCUGCCGAGACUCUGGUGCAGGAUCAAGACCAAAAGUUGAAAUCGCAGGAGGCCCUUUUGAAAUCUCAAGAGGCUCAGCUAACUUCCCAAGCGACAUUAUUAUCCACUGCCAGAAGUGAACUGGCUCAAGUUAGGGCCACCACAGAGGGCGUGUCAGCAGCUCUGACGAUCUACAGAGAAGGAGAGAACAAUAGCUGCUUGUAG
Molecule: messenger RNA, 2229 nt
Organism: Zingiber officinale
Lineage: Eukaryota; Viridiplantae; Streptophyta; Magnoliopsida; Zingiberales; Zingiberaceae
Exons: 5
Coding region: 1-2229 (742 amino acids)
Source: RefSeq, a predicted model, not a curated record